AUGGAUGCAAAGGAUCAACGUUGGAACCUCGCAACGACAAACUAUCCUGAGAAGAUAGUUUAUCUUGGCCUCGGUAACCACAGCUUGAAUGUGAUGGUGGGAGACACAUGGGGAGCAUUCACCAUUUUUCACCUCGGAAACUUUACUGUGGAAAUGCCAGCGAAAGAUGAAUUUGAUGGAAGUGAGCAAUUGCUUAAUAAGUUAAAUGGAGAAGGUGACGUUGAUCAAAUGAACAUGUUAUCUCAAGCCCGAGCGUCUGUCAUGCAAGGAGCUCCAUGGCUCAGCCUUGAUUCUCAGGCAUUGGCUAAUCUUCCUGCAAACGAAACCGAGUCUCGUAUAUUGUCCGUGCAGAGUCUUUACACAUCCACAUUGAAGAUAAUGGCUGAGCAAGCAACUCCGGUGACGUACGGACAAAUCCUGAAUACCCUCAGCCUCCUUACCCGAGCUACAGCGGGAAUCCAAAUGAAUGAUACCAGCGCAAUAACAUUAGGACUAGAAGGAAGAGAAGCUGCGAAGACUCUUAUCGACAGUAUCAAUAAGAAUCUGGACGGCAUUGAGUUCCCAACUCAAGAAAUGGGAAUGUUAGUCCUGAAAAACCUCCUCGCAGCUGGCCCAAAUCUGAUGGGGGGAGUUCAGGGACAAUUGGAGAGUGGAAACUGCGACGUGGAGGGGAAUGUGGACAAGUCCCUUUGCUCUCCCAUAGACAAGAAACAGAGCUCCCUCGACUACGCCUUCCCACCACCCAAUAAACUGUGGAUCCAGAGUGAAGACAUGGAUAUGGCACGUUGUUGCUACAUUUUGGAUAAAGCUCAACAGGAGAGCUCUGGGCUCGGAAGCUCUAUCGCCAACGUAAUUGAUAAAGCAACUUCAAAAAUGCUGAAGGCCAUGGCUGUUGGAGAGACCUUCAACAUGGAAGUGAAGAACGGCGUUCAUUUGAAAUUGAUGAAAUCUUUUGAUAUUCAGCCUCGCCCAAUAACCUCCGAUGCUCGCAGAGAUUAUGGUGCUGCACUCCACAAGAGUGCCAUAGCAUUUGGCUCUGGAUCUUCCCUUUUGUUUCGGGCCUGCCCAGUAGACAACUGUGAUCAAAUCUUGGGCUUGGUUAUGCUGGAAACACCACAAAAUAUGCGGUCGUUUAUACACUCUGAACUGAAGAAUGGGCAGGGGAGCAAUGCAGAUCAAAUCAAGGGGGCAAAGGUUGCUACAAUUGACUUGAAAGACGAAGCAGGCGAGACUAUCCCGGUCCACAACCUCACGACUCCUCUCAGCCUGAAAAUCCCUGUGACAAAUGAGACCAGAAGCCUCGCUUCCGCCUGCACUCAAGUGAAUCCAGAGCAGGAGCUAUCUGGACGAAGAAUUCCGAUCGUGUAUCACUCGUUUUCUAAGCCAAAGAGUCAUGGACUGAUCAUCCUGAAAUUUAUGCUGAAUCCCGGAGAUGUUCCCAGCACCAAUUUCUUGAUACUUCUCCGAUCUGAUGGUCUGCCUACUCCCGUCAAGGGAAAAUUCGAUGAUUCCCCAGACUGCACUGGUGCCUUCCAAUUGAACAAACUCACGCCCAUAGGCUCCCAGGGGGAAUACACAUUCUCAGCCUGUGCAGUACCACAAGACGGGAGUGACAGUGUCGAUCUCAAGACAGAUAUGCUGACUGUUGGCGUCAUGAUGCUUAAAGUUGGCGUCGACUUCACAGACAUGCUCGAUGACGCCACUUUUGACAACAUGAUUUCAAAGUAUCUCCUUAACUUCACUACUCCCUACUGCCUGCAGAUCAUAAAUACUGCCAUGCUUUACUAUGACGAGACGAAGAAGCAGUUCAUCGACGCUGGAAUCCAGAUGACAAGUGCAAAUUUGGAAGCGAUAUCGGCCAACGUGACGCACUUGACGACCUUCGGAGGCGGAUUCUUUGUCAUGCCUAAUACCGUGGAUUUCGCAUAUGUAUUUUCACAUGCUGGCUUUGACGACAACAUCACCAUCUACCUAUUGCUUAUUCUCACUGGUGUCAUUUACCUAGCCCUUCUCGUUUGGGCUCGUUGGCAGGAUGGGCUGGAUGUUGCACUGUCUGCAGCCAUUAGUUUUCCUGAAGCCGGGAAGUCUCCCUCUGAGAUCUUCCGGCUGCUCCAAAACAAUGGCUCCAACCGGAACAUCAUGAAACGUACUAUCAAGCAGUUCCUUGAGAUAAACUCUACCGAGGGUCGUCAUCGAUUGGGUCAAGUAAAGUCAGUGUCAACCACGGCCAACAUCAAAAGCGUUCGAUUCCGACUUCGUCGCAAUCCGAAGCAAUCGCUGAGAAAAAUUGUCCAAAUGACGAAGGUUGGAGCUUUGCCGUUGGCGGACAAUGAUCCACGAUGCAAAUAUGUCUAUGAAGUCCUUGUGUGUACUGGCGACAAGACAUGUGCUGCCACUGAUUCCGUCGUUUCUUUCAUCCUGGCUGGAGAGCAAGGAGAGAGCGAGGUGAGGACUUUCGGUAGACCAAAUCGUCCAAUAUUCCGCAAGGGAGCAGUGGAUGCCUUUGUCAUGACCACUCCUCGACCUCUAGGUCCUCUGAACUACAUGCGAAUUUGGCACGACAAUUCUGGAACUGGAAGUCGUCAAUCCUGGUUCCUGAAUGUUGUCAUCGUCAAGGAUAUUCAAACGGGAGAGAAGUAUGAGUUCGUUGCCAACAGAUGGUUUGCAGUUGAGGAGGAUGAUGGUCAAGUGGAUCGACUUUUGCCAGUGGCAGGACUGGAGGAAAAGAAAGACCCGAAAUUCUUGUUCAACACGCAUUCUCAACGGAACCUGUACGACGAGCACCUGUGGUUCUCAGUUUUCAUGAGGCCUCCACGAAGCCGUUUCACUCGAGUUCAACGUGUUUCCUGCUGCAUGGCAUUCCUCUAUCUGUCUAUGUUGACCAAUGCCAUGUGGUAUGGCACCGUGCCACAGCAUCCCACCAGCAACGCCCUUCGCUUUGGACCUUUCAUCUUAUCUACGGCGCAGAUUGGCGUGGGGAUGAUGUCAAAUCUCAUCGUCUUUCCUGCCUCGUUCCUCAUUGUCUUUCUAUUCAGAAAGGCCAGACCAAGGAAACUGAGGCCAUCCAGGAUCGAUGAGGCUCUUGAUGGAGACGCGUUUGAGAGACAUCCAGAAAGUUCGUAG
Darwinula stevensoni is the source of this 3123-nucleotide messenger RNA. The record is from the annotation of a GenBank genome assembly. Lineage: Eukaryota; Metazoa; Arthropoda; Ostracoda; Podocopida; Darwinulidae.